GCCCAGCGGAAAAUAAAGAAAUGGCGGUAAACGCAGUGCGGCAGCAUGUGGCACGCUGCACUCAACCCCAUGGGCCCUCAGUAGGACGGAAGCGGCGCAGCACAGAACCGCCUCACGCGCUCACAUCCUGUGUGUCUCUGCAGGCGGAACGGCUCACAUUCCUCCGGCUCGGCAGAGAGCGGCUGGACGCACCUGCGUGCGGACCUCGGCAUCGCGGACACCACUUCCCCUUGUGGUUUUCUCUAACGGUUACGUAUCCUUCGGUCGGCAAUCGGCGUUGGUCAACGGCGUGGCCUCUUCCCCUCCUCCUCCUGUGGCACCAGGGCACCAUCGCCCAUGAUGAACGGCACCGACUACAAUGACAACUUCCAAAUGAGCUUCCUGCCUCCCAUGUACGGGAUCGAGUUUUUGGUGGCGCUGCUGGGAAACGCGCUCGCGCUCUGGCUCAUGGUGACGCGCGAGCGCCGGGACUGGCACACGGGUGUGGUCUUCUCCUGCAACCUGGCCAUCAGCGACCUGCUCUAUAUCUUCACCCUGCCGCUGAUGGUCGUCUACUACGUGCGCGGCAAAAACUGGUCUUUCGGCUCAGCUGCCUGCAAAGCCGAGCGCUUCCUGUUUACUUGCAACCUCUAUGUGAGCAUUCUAUUCAUCAUGUGCAUCAGCCUCAACCGCUACGUGGCCAUCGUGCACCCCUUCUUCGCGCACCGGCGCGUGCGGCCCGUCCACGCCAAGGUGGCCAGCUUGAGCGCGUGGCUGCUGGUGUUGCUCAUUUCGACGCCGGUCCUGCAUUUCGCUGGCACGUGCCCCAGCUUGGACUCCAGCAAAACGGAGUGCGUGUCCUCCUGUCAGCACGACAACCACAAAGUCCAGUUCUGCUACAACGUCUUCCUGGCCACGUUGGGCGGCCUGUUGCCAUUCCUGCUCACCCUGCUGUCGUAUGGAGCCAUCGUGUGGGUCGUGUGCAAGAACCACAACAUCACGGCACUGGAGAAGAGGAAGGUGGCCACGCUGGUGGCCUCCGUGCUGGUAGUGUACGCCGUGUCCGUGGUGCCCUACCUCAUCCUGCGCAACGUGCACCUCUACAACAAGAUGUGGAAGCAGAUCAGUCCCAGGAGCUACAACGCCUACCAGGUGACCAAGGGCCUGGUGACCUUCAGCACGUGCGUCCACCCCAUCCUCUACAUGGCCGUGUUCGACAGCAUUCGCACCGUGUGCUGCGGGGCGAAUGGAGGCGGCCAGCCCCAGAAAAGGGGAGGGGUGGCCCCCGAGAGCCGGCCCGUGUGAACGACAGCCACCUGGAGGGUUUGAUCACUGCGCCCCGGUGAGGGAUCCCAGCGCUUGUGCAGCAGGACCUUCGCGUUGUCAGAUUCGUGCAACCUGCAGGACGCGGAUCUGGCAGGGAUUUCGGGAGCUCAGCAGAUGCGUCAACUCUUUUACAGUGUUACAGAGCGUAGCAUUCGCCCUUGUGGCUCGUCGUAUCUGUCCUUACAGUGUUGUCACUUUCACCCUAACCAGCCCAUAAGUAUUCAUGACAUUUCAGACUG
Molecule: messenger RNA, 1544 nt
Organism: Scleropages formosus (Asian bonytongue)
Lineage: Eukaryota; Metazoa; Chordata; Actinopteri; Osteoglossiformes; Osteoglossidae
Gene: p2ry11
Product: purinergic receptor P2Y11
Exons: 1
Coding region: 337-1284 (315 amino acids)
Biological process (GO): G protein-coupled receptor signaling pathway; calcium-mediated signaling
Cellular component (GO): plasma membrane
Molecular function (GO): neurotransmitter receptor activity; G protein-coupled ATP receptor activity
Source: RefSeq, a predicted model, not a curated record